Molecule: messenger RNA, 13796 nt
Organism: Adelges cooleyi (spruce gall adelgid)
Lineage: Eukaryota; Metazoa; Arthropoda; Insecta; Hemiptera; Adelgidae
Gene: kst
Product: spectrin beta chain, non-erythrocytic 1
Exons: 60
Coding region: 607-12822 (4071 amino acids)
Biological process (GO): actin cytoskeleton organization
Cellular component (GO): plasma membrane; cell junction; cell projection
Molecular function (GO): phospholipid binding; actin filament binding
Source: RefSeq, a predicted model, not a curated record
UUCGUAGUCGCCGCCACUCCGGCAGUUCGUUCCUGUUGUACGUCGCCGUCGCUGUCGUUGUUGGCGCGUACCGUCGCGUCGUUUUACCCAGCACUCUGAAUAUCGUUAGCGUUCGCCAAUAUCGUUGGGGAAAAAAAAUAUCGACACGGUACAAAUUUUGAUUUUCUAAGUACGGUGUUUACCGCUUUUUUUUUUCCUUUCUAGUCUACACGUCUCGCGUCUCAAGUGGUCUGGGUGUGUAUUAUCGUUACUUUUUUUUUUUCGAAACCAUACCCGGUUUUCGCGUGAGUGUUUACACGACAAUAAUAAUAAUAAUUCAACGACCGGUGAAAAGUGACCCCGACGGCCGAAAUACCGUGUGUUUGUGCGCGACCGCGAUUUUGAGAGUUUUGACCUCUGUCGGUGAAAUGCGCCUCCACCCGCGGCGUUCCUCUUUGGAGUGGAUGUCCGUCGUCGUGUCUGAGCGUAACGCUGUGGAUUACUCGGACUAACGCGCGCAACGUACCCGCUAACGAUGGGGACAGGCCGAUAAAAAGAGCGCCCAACACGUUCUUUAUACUUUCAUUAGUGUUGUAAAAUGUCCAUUCGACAUUCGAACGCAACGAGAUGACGCAGAGGGAAGAUGUACUUAAGUUCGAACAGGGGCGUAUUAAAGCCCUUCAAGAGGAGCGGCUGCACAUACAGAAAAAGACUUUUACCAAAUGGAUGAACUCCUUCUUGCAAAAGGUGAGAAUGGAAGUGGACGACUUGUUUGUGGACCUGGCGGACGGCAGAAAGCUCCUCAAACUCUUAGAAAUAAUUUCCGGCGAAAAGUUAGGAAAACCUAAUAACGGCCGCAUGCGAGUACACAAAGUGGAAAACGUCAACAAAAGCUUAGCAUUCCUUCAUACAAAGGUGAGACUGGAAAGUAUAGGAGCCGAAGACAUUGUUGACGGUAACCCUAGAUUAAUUUUGGGGCUUAUUUGGACGAUUAUUUUAAGAUUUCAAAUUCAAGAAAUUGAAAUUGACGUGGAUGAAGAAAAUGAAAGCAGUGAAAAAAAAUCUGCUAAGGAUGCUUUGCUAUUGUGGUGUCAAAGAAAAACAAACGGUUACAAAGGUGUCAAUAUACAAGAUUUUACUGGAUCUUGGAGGAACGGUUUGGGAUUCAAUGCGUUAAUACAUUCUCACAGGCCAGACUUGCUUGAUUACUCAUCACUAGACAAGAAUACUAACAUCGAUAACCUAAACAUAGCGUUUGACGUAGCCAACAAUGAAUUGGGAAUCCCACGGCUACUUGAUGCCGAAGAUGUUGAUAUAAACCGACCUGAUGAAAAAUCUGUGAUCACUUAUGUCGCCUCUUAUUAUCACACGUUUGCAAGGAUGAAGAAUGAAAUGAAAAGCGGUCGCAGAAUAGCAAAUAUACUCGGUCAGCUCAUGGACACUGAUAAAAAGAAAAUUAUUUAUGAGCAGCUAACUUCCGACCUGUUAGAAUGGAUACGGAUGAAAAUCAAAGAGCUCGAAAAUCACAACUUUCCCAAUUCCCUAGAGGGAAUUCAACGAGAGCUGUUGGCGUUCAAAAAAUAUCGGACCGUAGAAAAACCUCCCAAAUACAUUGAACGCAGUGAAAUAGAAGCUCUUUAUUUCCAUAUAAACACAUUACUAAAAUCACUUAACCAAGGCGUCUUUAUACCCCAAGAAGGUCAGUUGAUACACGACCUUGAACGUAACUGGGAAUCUUUAGAAAGAGCUGAACACAAAAGAGAAGUAGCCUUAAGAGAGGAACUCUUAAGACAAGAGCGGCUAGAACAGUUAAAUUAUAAAUUUGAGAAAAAAAGUGUUCUUCGGGAUGGUUAUUUAAAAGAAAUGAUACAAGUUUUAAAUGAUCCGAGAUUCGGAAAUAGCCUGACUCAAGUCGACGCUACCGUAAAAAAGCACGAAGCCAUUAGUGCUGAUAUAAUGGCUCGAGAGGAAAGGUUUCAUGAUUUGAACGCUAUGAGCGAAGAACUCGUAAAGGAAAACUACCACGGAUCCCAGAGAGUGAAGAAGAGGGAAGAGGAAGUUUUACAAAGAUGGAAAGAUCUUUUAAAACUUUUAGAAAGCCGCAAAGUAAACCUGAACAACAUAAGCACUAUAUUCUCAAUGCUUAGAGAAAUAGAAACUGUAAUGACUACCAUAAAGGAAAUUGAAGCUACGUAUAAGUCUGAAGAUGUCGGACCGCAUUUAUUAGUUGUGGAAGAUUUGCUACAGAAACAAAAUCUAACUGAAAUGCAGACUACAGCUAUUGGCGAAACAGUAAGAAGAUUAACAAGACAAGGCCAGCAACAUGUGCCAUCAAAAAAUAAAGACGCUGCACUGCUGAAAGAAAGCCUUAGCCAAUUAAACAUCACAUAUGACAGAUUAACAGAACUAAGUAAAGAGAGGAGAUUAAGACUGGAAGAGGCUAGGAACUUUUACCAAUUCAUCGAAGAUCAUGAGGAUGAAGAGGCUUGGCUUAUCGAAAAACAACGAAUUUGUAAAGCUGAUAUUUCUGCAAAAGACCUAAGAGGUGUAAUGAGCUUGCAACAAAAACACAAGGUGUUACUUGAUGAAAUGAAAGUACAUCGUCAGAAAUCAGACCAAAUAUGUAAAUCUGGACUUACCAUAAGUUCUGGUGAACCAACAGAAAUACAAUCAAGAGUUGAUUCUCUUCAAAGUAAUUGGAGCACAUUAAACACGCUUUCACAGCUGAGAACUAAACAGCUUCAAGACGCCGCUGAAGCUUAUCAAUUCUACGCUGAUGCAAAUGAAGCUGAAUCUUGGUUACAUGAGAGGUUAACCGUACUAGGUACAACCGACUAUGGAAUAGAUGAACCAAGUGCCCAAGCAUUACUAGCUCGACAUAAAAUACUAGAAGAAGAACUGGAUGCUUACCAAGGAGACAUACAGUCAUUAAAUAUACAAUGCGAAAAUUUGGUUAAGGCCGGAAUAUCAAACAUUUUGCUGUCUAAUGAAGCUACUCAAAAAGUUCCAACGGAGCCAGUCGAAGAAUGGGUCUUUGAAACUAGACUUCUACCCCAAGAAGUUUUAGAAGAAGAAAUUAUGGAACACGUUGAGCAUAGAACUGUUGUAGAAGAACGCCAAGUUCCUCAAGUAAAGAGUUUGUAUCCUUUCAGUGGACAAGGAAUGACUAUGACUAAAGGCGAAGUCAUGUUUUUAUUGAACAAGACAAAUCCAGAUUGGUGGAGCGUGAGAAAAGUAAAUGGUCAAGAUGGCUUUGUUCCAGCAAAUUAUGUUUGUGAAAUUGAACCAAAAAUUAUGCAAGUAUCAGUUAGAAGACCACACGUAGUGAAAAGUACGCGAAAGGUCCCUAAAGUUAAAAUGGUCAAACAGAAAGUACGCGUAAAGAAAACAAGGACGCCUGAAAAAGAAGAACCCAAAAAGAAAAAUACCGGAAAUCUCAAUAAUGAAAGAAGUAUUGAAAAACGAAUACUAAAAAUAAAUGAGACAUACACGAAAUCGCAAGAUUUGGCUAAAAAACGUCACGCACUUUUGGAAGAUUCUAUCUGUUUAUACGGAUUUUAUCGAGAAUGUGAUGAUUUCGAAAAAUGGAUCAAAGACAAAGAAAAAUUACUUAAAACUGAAGAAAAACUUGAUACAGUGGAAUCUGCGAAACGCAAAUAUGAAAAAUUCCUAACCGAUUUAUCUGCUAGCAAUAAGCGAGUAGAAGAUAUUGAUCGAGGUGUACAAGAGUUUACUAAGCUUGGACAUAGCCAACUUGAUAUGAUAACAAAACGACAAAAUCAAAUUCACAAGCUAUGGGACCAUUUGAAUUGGUUAAAAGCACAAAAAGAAAAAAACUUGGAAGGAGCUCUUAGUGUUGAGCUGUUUGAAAAAACGUGUGACGAAGCCAAAGACUGGAUGACAGAAAAAAUGGACAAACUUGAUAGCGCUGAGGUAGGAUUAGAUCUAAAAACUAUCCAGGCGCUACAAAGACGACAUUUGAAUUUAGAAAGAGAACUGGCACCGGUUGAAGAAAAGGUCAAUAGGGUAAACUUGUUAGCCAAUUCAGUAAAAUCGUCUUAUCCUAAUGAAAAAGAUAAUGUCAAUCAAAGACAAAAAGAUAUACAAGUUUUAUGGCAGAAUGUCAAAAACAAAGCUUUAGACCGUAGAUCACGUUUAGAAAGUGCUGUUGGGCAGCAGAUAUUUAUGAACAGCUCAAAAAAUCUACUGAAUUGGUUGUCAUCCGUAAAAGAUUUAGUUAAUGCCGAUAGCUCAGCUCGUGAUGUCGUAACAGCCGAAAAUCUUUUGAAAAAUCAUAACGAUCUAGGUGAUGAUAUAAAAGCUCACCAAGAUGAAAUAAAAGAAGUCACCGUUCUUGGCAGACAACUUUUAUCUAGUGGCAACUGCAGCAGCAAUGAAGUAAAGGAACGCAAUGACAAAUUAAUCGCAGAAGUCAAUACGGUUAUGGACGAAUGGGCGCAAAAAAAAGAAUGGAUAAAACAAUGUUUAGCUCUACAAAUAUACAAUAAAGAGGCCGAUCACAUUGACGCUGCCACGUCAGGAAGCGAAAUGUUUUUGGAGUACACUGACUUGGGAGGGUCUAUUGAUGAUGUCGAAUCGCUUUUGAAACGCCACGAAGAUUUUGAAAAUUCACUUUAUGCUCAGGAUGAACGAUUGAAAACGUUUUGUGAAAUGGCAAACAAACUAAUUUCGACUGAUCAUUAUGACAAAAAACAUAUUGAUAAGCGUAAAGAAGCAGUAUUACAAAGGCGAAAUUUAGUUAAGGAUCAAGCGGCAGUUAGAAGAAAUGCUCUGAUUGCCAGCAGAAAUUAUCAAGCUUUCUGUGCAGACGUCGAUGAUCUAAAGACGUGGCUUACUGAUAAACUGAAGACAGCAAGUGACGAAUCAUAUAGGGACCUAACAAAUAUAGAACGGAAGUUACAAAAACACGAAGCAUUUGAAUGCGAACUGCGAGCAAACGAGGGUCAGCUUAGAAAUAUUAACAAGUGUGGCCAGAGUUUAAUAAACGAAGAAAACUACCGCAAAGAGGAAGUCAAAACAAUGUUAGGUGACCUCAAUAACGACUGGAAGAAAUUAGUCGAAGUGAGCGUAGCUAAAGGAAGGUGUCUCAGACAAGCGUCGGCACAACACACUUAUAAUAGAACUUUAGACGAUGCUCACUUUAAAUACGAAGAACUAAAAUCGAACUUAAUGUCACAAGAAGUAGGCACAGAUCUUAGGCACUGCAAACAACUUUUGAAAAAUCAUCAAGUCGUAGAAACUGAAAUUCAACAUUGGAAAACCAAAAUUGACGAUUUGGUAUUUGCUGGAAAUGAAAUGGCCCAAGAUGGCCAUUUUGACGGCGAAAAUAUAUUGAAAUCUAGCAAGAAUUGUCAAAAUAUGUUUAAUGGGUUGAGCGAGCCACUAAAACAGAGAAAAGAAGCUCUGGAUGAAUCAUUGCGUUUCCAUAAAUUUGGAUUCGAAUUGGAAGCGGAACUCGGUUGGAUCCGUGAACAUUUGCCACUAGUUGAAUCUGUCGAACUAGGCGCCAAUCUUCAUCAAGCCCAAACGUUGCACAAGAAGCACAAAAAACUCGAAGCCGAAAUACAAGGACAUCAAUCUAUGAUCAAUAAAACACUCGAAACAGGACAAGCACUUAUACAUCAGAAGCAUCCUGAAACGAAACAAGUAUCGUCGUUGUGUACUGGUCUUGAAGACGCUUGGCAAGAUUUGCUGGCAAAAAGCGAAGACAGAAAUCGUAAGCUGGAACUCAAUUUAAAAGCACAACAAUUUUUCUUUGAGGCAAGUGAAAUCGAAAGUUGGCUCAUCGAGAAAAAUAAUAUACUAAAAUCAUCAGAUUGCGGUCGGGACCGAGACGCAGCAUCUAAACUUUUAACAAAACACAAGGCUUUAGAAUUGGAACUCGACACCUAUGAAGGUAUUGUGAAAGAAAUGUGUCAUACUGGAAACACAAUGGUUAAUCUCAAGCAUCCCGAUAUAAAAGCAAUAUCUUCAAAACAACAAUAUAUUUGUGAGCAAUUUAAAUUAUUGCAAAAACUAGCUACGUCAAGACAACAUAAUUUGGUUGAAAGCAUGUGCAGACAUGAGUUUUUAAUCGAAAGCUACGAACUUGAACAAUGGAUAAGGGACAAUGUACAAGCUGCUUCGUCCGAAGAUUAUGGUCAAGAUUUUGAACAUCUUUUGGUGUUGCAAAAUAAAUUUGACGAUUUGAAACAUCGGGUGGAGACCGGCUCUAAUAGGUUUAAUCAAUGUGAAGACCUUGCCAAUAAAUUAAUAGCUAACGAUUCUGAAUAUACACCUGAAAUCGAGAAAAGACAAGAAGAAGUCAGAGACUUGUGGCAGCAGCUAAUUGUUACAUUGGAAAAUCGAGAAAAACGUUUGAAAGCCGCAGGAGAAAUUCAUAGAUUCCACAGAGACGUCGCAGAUGCGUUGUCUCGUAUAAGUGAUAAGGAUGCCACAAUAUCAGAUGAUUUAGGGAGAGAUCUCAACUCCGUGCUGACAUUAAUCAGAAAGCACGAAGGAUUCGAAAAUGACCUGGUGGCUCUAGAAGCGCAGCUUCAAAUUUUGGUCGAAGAUGCAGUAAAAUUACAAACACUUUACCCAGGGUCAAACGCCAAUCACAUUGCUAAACAACAAGAAACUGUAGUUCGAAGCUGGACAUUAUUACAAGAUCGCUCAGCACAUAGACGGGAAGCUCUACAAGCUAGUUGCGAUUUACAUCGAUUUUUAGCUCAAGUAAGAGAUUUAGUAAAUUGGUCGAAUAGUCUUAGAGCGACUAUGCGAACAGAAGAAAAAGUGAGAGAUGCGACUAGCGCUCAACUUUUAAAAGGAGAACACGAAGCUGUAAAAGCUGAAAUUGAAGCGCGAGAAGAAACAUUCCAGACAGUUGCUGAUCUUGGAGAGGCUCUUGUGCAAGGCGGCCAUUUUGCGGCAAAUGAAAUUCAAGAAAAACUAAAUCACUUACUGGAAGAGCGUCAUCAACUACAUGCCUCGUGGCACCACAAAAAAGUACAUCUGGAUCAACUCAUAGAUUUGCAGUUCUUCCUCCGGGACGCUAAGCAAAUAGAUACUAUUUGUAAUACACAAGAAGUUGCAUUAGCAGCAAGCUUAGAAUAUGGAAAUACUGUGGACCAAGUUACAGCUUUAGUAAAGAAACAUGAGGGAUUUGAAAAAUUAUUUGAAACGCAAGAAGAAAAAGUAGCUUUAUUAAAAGAACACUGUGAUAAAUUACUAAGUCAAAAUCAUUUUGAAAGUGAUUUGAUUUCCCGAAGACUGAAUGAAGUUUUAGCAAGACGAGUUCAAAUAAGAAAACUUAGUGUUUUAAGAAAACAAAUAUUGGACGACGCUUUACUACAUGCACAAUUUUUGCGUGAUGUUGGCGAAGCUGAAUCGUGGAUAAGUGAAAAGCGUAAAAAACUUGAUGUAGAAAUCAGUAAAGGCGACGUUAACAAUUUAGAAGAAAAAAUCAAAAAAUUACAAAAGCAUCAAGCAUUCCAAGCUGAAUUAUCUGCCAAUCAAGGAAGAAUAAAUUCCAUAAAACAUAAUGCCGAUAUGCUUAUUGAAAAGAAGCAUAAAAAUUCAAAAGAUAUUCAAGACUCCUUAGGUAAAUUGCUAGUACUGUGGAGAAAUCUUUUACAAGAAACUAACGAAAAGGGUAGAGGAUUAGAAGAGGCACAAGAUAUUUUGGAGUUUAAUAACCAAGUAGAUAAAGUAGAGACUUGGAUAAGAGAUAAAGAAAUGAUGGUACAAGCUGGAGAAAUGGGCUUAGACUAUGAACAUUGCUUAGCACUUCAAAGAAAACUUGAAGAUAUAGAUAAUCGAGUGGAUGAGAGUAAAAUAGAAAGUAUAAAUAAUUUGGCUGAUAAGCUUAUAAGACAAGGUCGUAGUGACACACAAGCUAUCCAACAACGUCGUCAACAUUUAAACAAUAAAUGGAAGGCUCUUCAAGGAGCACUGAGCGAGUACAGAGAACACCUCAAUGGUGCUUUGGAGAUACACUCGUUUAAUAGAGAUGUUGAUGAUACUCUGCAGCGUGUUAGUGAGAAAGCGUUGGCAAUGUCUAGCAACGAAACUGGUAAGAAUCUUGGUGGUGUCGAGCAACUUCAAAGGAAGCAAGAUACGCUAGAAAGAGACAUGACAGCAAUCGAAGGAAAAACAAAGGAACAUGAAUUGGAGUGCAGAAGACUUAUUCAAAAAUAUCCAGAUAUGUCUUCUCCCAUCAAAGCUAAGUUGUCGGAAAUACAAGAUAAUUGGAGAAACUUACACAUGCUAUCAAAGAAACGAAGAGAGGCUUUAAAUGAGGCUUACAUUAGAGAAAAGUUCUUGUCAGAAUUAAAUGAAGCUGAACUUUGGGUUGUAGAUUCUAUCAAGAAAAUAAAAGCACAUGACAUGCCAGCAAACAUGGCGGAAGCCAAAGCUUUACUCGAGUUAAAUCAAGAAAGAAAGGCGGAAAUAAAUGGACGUCAAGAACAUUUUAAAAAUUUAAAAGAAUCUGGACUAAAAAUUAAUCCCAUUCCAGAAAAAGAACUCGCUCAUUUAGACGAACUACGGCGUACAUUAAGCGCUGCCUGGGAAGAAAGGAGAAUGAUUUUAAGCCAAGCGUUAGAACUUCAAAUAUUUAGAAAUCAAGCUGAUCAAGUAGAUAACUGGUUGACGUCGAAAGAAGCAUUCUUAAGUAACGAUGACCUAGGGGAAUCGUUGUCGAGCGUGGAAGAACUAAUAAGAAAACACGAAGCGUUCGAAAAAACCCUUACGGCUCAGCUCGCCAAAGUCGAAGAGUUAGAGAAGUAUGCUUUAGAACUUGUAACAGGUCAGCAUUAUGACAGCCAAGGAGUGCAAAGCAGGCUAGUGGGUAUUUGUAAUCGCAGAGAUAGGCUAAAAGAGGCUACUGCUUCGCGAAAAAAACGUCUUAACGACUCAAGACUUUUGCAACAGUUUUUGAGAAACAUGUAUGAGGUUGAAGGAUGGAUAAUUCAAAAACAACAAGUCGCUGGAGAUGAAAACUACAGAGACUCUACGAAUUUACAACGCAAAAUACAAAAACAUGCUACUUUCGAUUCCGAACUAACCGCAAACCGUACACGAGUCAACGCGAUCUGCACAGAAGGUGAAAACUUGAUUAGUAGUGGUCAUUUUGCAAGCAUGGAAAUAAGAGUAAGGCUGGACGAGCUCGAAACAAAGUGGUGGAACUUGCAAGAAAUGAGCGCUCUUAAAAAACAACGUUUACAAGACGCUUACCAAGCACUGUUGUUUAACCGUACGCUAGAAGAACUCGAAGCGUGGACAGAAGAAGUAGAAAUGCAACUUCAAUCCGAGGACCAUGGCAAAGAUUUACAAAGUGUAGUUAAUUUACUAAAAAGACAUUCGUUGUUGGAAAAUGACGUGCACAGUCAUGGCGAAGCUUGUCAAUCAUUAAAAGAUGCUGCUCUGUCAUUCCAAAAUUCCGAUCACUUCAUGAAGGAUGAAAUACAAGAGAAAGCUCAAGUGGUUAUAAAAAGAUAUCAUUCCCUGCAAGAGCCAAUGCAAAUACGCAGGGAUAAUCUCGAAGACGCUCUAAUACACUAUCGGUUGUUGCGAGAUAUAGAAGAAGAAAUGACUUGGAUAGGCGAUAAGGAAUUGCUGAUCAUGUCAACUGAUUUUGGUACAAGUUUACAUUCUGUCCAAGCAUUACAAAAUAAACAUCAGGCAUUAGAAGCCGAAUUAAUAUCCCACGAACCUGUAGUCACCGGCUUAGUAGGCCGAGGACAGCAAAUGGUUAGUGGUGGUCAUUUUGCUGCGCAACAAAUUGAAGCCAACUAUAGCGUUCUUCAAGAAAAAAUGGUCUUACUCAAACGAGAGUCUAAGAUCAGAAAACAAAAACUUCUAGACGCCUAUGAGUCGCAAAUGUUCUACGCUGAAGCCAACGAAGCUGAAGUAUGGCUGAAAGAAAAGUAUCCGUUGUUAGCGUCCAAUGAUUAUGGCAGAGAUGAAGAUUCGGUUUUAACGCUAAUGAAGAAACUUGAAGGAAUAGAAAGAGAAUUAAAUACGUUUCAGCAUACGCUAGAACGACUAGCAAAACUCAGUCGGGAUCUCGUUGGCCGUUCACAUUUUGAUUCAGAAAACAUUCUACACAAACAGACUGAUAUUGAAGAAGUGUACACAGAAUUGUGUACGUUAAACAAAAAAAGAGCCACCAGAUUAAUGGAGAGCCGAAAAUUGUAUAAAUUCAUUCGCGAAGCUGAAGACGUGGCUGAAUGGAUAGGAGACCAAACCACAGUCGCCGCGUCAGAAGACUACGGUCGAGACGUCGAGCACGUCGAACUUCUGAUUCAAGCUUUCGAGAGUUUCCUCAGCGGAUUGAAUGGUAGCGAAGGUCGAAUAUUGAGCUGCAUAGCUGCUGGCCACAAGCUGCUCGAGGAAGACAACCCCGAACGAGAUCAGAUUAGAAUUAGACUAGAAGAUACCCAACAGCUUUGGGACGAUCUAAAAGAAUUAGCUAACGCCAGACAAGAAGCUCUAAUGGGUGCUAAACAAGUACACGUGUUCGAUCGUACAGCCGACGAAACGAUUAGUUGGAUACAAGAGAAAGGUGCUCUUUUAGCAGCUGAAGAUUAUGGUCACGAUCUAGACACAAUACAGACUCUGAUACAAAAACACCAAGGGUUCGAAGCCGACUUGGCCGCAGUCAAAGAACAGGUGGAAUGCGUUGUACAAGAAGCCGGUCGACUGUCGGCUAUGUUUCCCGAUGCUAAGGACCACAUUGAAGUGAAACAAGAAGAAGCUGUUGAUGCUUGGGCUACACUGUUGGAAGAUGCGAGUCAAAGGAAGGGCAAGCUAAACCAAGCAGAACAUUUGCAGUCUUACUUCGAUCAGUAUAGACAUUUGAUAGCGUGGAUUAACGAAACUAUUGCUAAAGUUACAUCGCCGACGCUAAGCCAAGACGUGAGUGGAGCGGAAAUGCUGAUACUACGACAUCAAGAGUACAACGCAGAAAUAACUAGCAGGUCGGAGGCUUUGGGGGAAUUUUAUCAGACUGGCAAAAUUCUCAUCCAAAAGGGUCAUUUCAUGUCCGACGAGAUUAGAGAAAAAAUUAAUAUUCUUGAACAGAGACAUAACAUUUUGACUAAUACUUGGGAAAAUCGAAAGGUCUUGUACGAACAGAAUUUAGACACGCAGCUAUUUAAACGAGACGCAGAUUUAUUAGAAUCGUGGAUACAGUCCCGUGAGCCGGUGUUGAAUGAUGAAAAAUUAGGAGAUUCCAUAUGGCAAGUCGAGGAACUCAUCAGAAAACACGAAGACUUCGAAAAAACUAUAGAAGCUCAAGAAGACAAAUUCAAUACAUUGAAAAGAAUUACAAUGUUAGAGUUGGCAUUCAAGAAACAGUUAGAAUCCGAAGAAAAAGCUCGUGUGGCUGAGAAGGAACGUCUUGAACGAGAAAGACUUGAAGCUCGUAAACAACGCGAAGUUCAACGCAUUACUGAUGAAAGAAAGCGAGAAGGAGAUAGGUGGAAAGUUAACUCUGGCGGCGAAGUGACUAAUGGUGAUGACGAUCAAUUCGACCCGAAUAUGAGAAUGCAUGAUAAAAAUAAAUUGCAUGACAGUGAAAUAUUAGAGUCGACCGAAACGGCUGAAGAAGUAUCGACUAGAUCUUCCUGGCCUAACGAGGGAGGCUCUACGACGCUUAUGGUACCUGGAUCGCCAGCUAUGAGUAAUAGUGGAACCUUCUCAUCUAUAUUCAGCAACCGAUUAAAGAAAGACGUCAAGAGAGCCGAAAGCAUGAAAGCGGACACAUACAAAAAACCCAAACGGACACCCAGUUUUACCACACGUAGGAGGACUCAAAGUUUCCGAAAAUUACAGAAACUAGAGAACUUGGAACAGCUACCUCCGGUAGAAAUUCAAGGAUUCCUAGAUAGAAAACACGAGUUACAAAGCAGCGGCAAAAAAGCAGCAGUUAGAUCAUGGAAGACAUUCUAUACAGUAUUGUGUGGCCAGCUUUUAUGUUUUUUUAAGGACCAAGAAGACUUUGUGGCCAGCAAAGCUGCGACAUCGCCGAUAAUAAUUUUCAAAGCCAAAUGUGAGAAAGCAUUCGACUAUACAAAGCGAAAACACGUGUUUAGGCUGUGUUGCACUGACGGCUCUGAAUUCUUGUUUCUUGCCGAAACUUCCAACGAAAUGGAAGAGUGGGUCAACAAAAUAACUUUCCAUGCACAGUUACCGCCUAGUUUACAGCUGUUAAGCUACGACGACAACCAAAAGGGGUCACCUCAGUCUGACAAGACACCAGCACCGUCAACGGUUAUCAGCACCAGCUCAAGUGCGGCCACAACGCCAGAAACCGACCGAAAACCCAUGCCGGCCACAGUCACGCCCAAGAAAGACGGCCAAAUCCGUCGGCCCAUCCCUGUCCGUCCACCAUCAGUUGACAACAUCCCUUACCAGAACCAUCAAGAUACUACGGAUUACGCUUCUAAAAUACCUCCUACCGGUUACCCAUCCCGGCCUCAUUCUUACUACGCAAAUGGAAACAACGACUGGAGUAAAGACGGACAUCACAUCAAAUCGCCUGACGUUACCCCGCCACCAUUACCGACAACUGCACCGCCAAUAAAAGCGGGAAACCGGGACACGUGGACGUCAGAUUAUAGAAACAGCGCAGUGUAUGCCAAUGUUGAUGCGAUCAAACAACAACCUCCGAUGGUGCCCAAUCGGUCAUCAACCUUACCGCCUGUAUCUAGCCUGAACCAACACAGGGCUAGUGAAAGUUCAAGCGAGAGCGAACACCAGUCGCCCAUAGGUCGCAAGGACAAACGGUCCAGCGUUCUGUCCAGCCUGUUCCGCAAGAAAAAAGCUACCAAUCUUUAAUCGUCGUUACUAAUAAUAAUUUGUUUGUUUAUAUAUAUUUAAUCCAGUGUGCCAUUAGUUAUACACAAACUAUUUAAUUAUCUUAAUACGAUAAUAAUAUGUAUGUAUCAUUGCUGUUAUUAAUUUAUUACCGUUUCCGGCAAACUACAUAAAUAUAGGACAAGAACAAUGUUUAGUUUUUAUUUUUAAAUUAUAGGUAGGUGCAUUAUUAUAAUUAAUGCAAUAAUAAUUAAGAUCGUAAAAUAUGUAAAUAAAUAUUACGAAUAUUGUUAUUGAAAACUACGAUCAAUUUGAAUAGUGAUUAAAUUACAUUUUUAUUAAAUUAUAUUUUUGUAUGUGGUAAACCCUAUUUGAUCAUAUAGUCUUUUUAUUAUAAUUAAGUUUAUUGAAACCUGCAGUAUUACAAACAAUUGUAUACUCGUUGGAAUUUGUAUACUGUUGUGUAAAAGAAAACUAUAUUGUAUACCUUAUAUUUAAAUUAUUGAAACGUUUAUUUUUUAACCAUUUAUUCAUUUUCUGUUAUGUUGGGGCGGUUGAUUUUUUUUAAAUCAUAUUUUUAACAGUUUUUUUAUUUGAAUACAUACUUAAGUCCCUCAUUAAUAAUAAUUUCAUUCUAGAUACUUCCUGUGAAAUUUAUUUUAAGUUAUAAAUCAUUUAUGCAAUAAUAAUACUGCACUACUUAAAAUGUAUAUGUGUUACAUCUGCCUAAUAAAUAUAUUAUUAUUUUAUCAUUAUUCUAUGUAUUAUCAUCAUUAUAAUUUAUAAAUUAUGUACCUAUAUAUAAUAUAUAUAGUUUAUAAUUUACACAAAUAUGUCAUAUUUUAUAAUGCAUAUUAUAGUCUUGUGUAGGUAGUGCCUUACUUUGUUAUUAUAUUUAAGAUGCCGUAGUGUUAAUAUUAUUAUUAUUCUGUUUACAAACGCCAAUUGUUUUGUUAUUUGACUAUAAUAAAACAGAUUACAUUUUAUAUUAAAAA